AUGUCGAAGCAGUUAGUGGUUAAUGGACGUACGAUUUUGGUUGAGGAGCAAGAUGUCGACGAAGUCUGUGCGAUGUUUAAAGAAAACAUCAUUAUCGACAGUGAGGAAGGUUGGAGCAAUAGAUUUGAAGUCACACAAGUCGCUGUCUUUUUUUGCGGAUUUGCACUUCAUCAUUCUGGUCUACCGUGGAAGCGCUUUGAUUAUUUAUCCGAUUGUUGGGUAAAAGCGGAGAGAAUGCACGGAGACACCUACGGUCGUGGAAACUUCAGCCCGAGCGAAUAUUCAAGCGUAAUCUCCGAUGUACAGACCUUUGUAAACGAAUUUUCGAAAAUCGAUCGCAAGAAACUUUGGUCUGAAUUUACUAGUUUGCAUGUGGUGAAUGGAUGCGCACAAACUUUUGGCUUCAAUGUUCUCAAACAAUGGGCAGAUGACCAGGAAACUAUGGGAUCGCUGCCUAAGAAAACUAGCAAACUGGAGAAGGACACUAAGAAGCAAACGGCAGAAAUUGAAAAGAAAGUAGUGGAAAUUUCUAACGCCUUAAAGGAUUUGGAUGUGAUGAAAAAGGUUUACACGAAGUUCGUUGAUGGAAAGACUGUAGAGUCGCGGUCCUCUAGAGAUAACCUAUGCGUAACGGAUAUUUGCCUAUUUCGUGACAAAGAAGCAUGCCAAUUAGUGAACAAAACUACGGUUGAUUGCAAUGGUUGUGCGGGGAGAGCUCACGCAGUAUGUUGUGGUAUAUGGACUGAAGACGAGUACCUGAUAACACUCGACCAAAGUGUAGUUGCCCAGUGCUGGAGCUGUGAGGGGCUCGGCGUCAGUGAAAUCCUUCUUUUUUGUGAGCAACAAACGACCGAUCUGAAAAAUGUGCACAAUCAGUUGACAGAAUCAUUAAAGUUCGUGACACAAUAUUUGUAUGUAAUUGCUUGCAUUGAUUUCAGAGAUGUCAUUGAAACUGCUGAUUAUCGUGCAAAUUUUUGGAAAGGAAACGGAAGUCUCCGAAAAGAAUCGGAGCACAGAUGGAGAAGAAAUGGAGCUGAUAUUAGUGCGAUUUUUGGAAAGGAAACGGAAGUCUCCGAAAAGAAUCGGAGCACAGAUGGAGAAGAAAUGGAGCUGAUAUUAAAUCUGUGUUGGGAGCAUUUGCAAGUAUUCGCAGGAGAUAUGAAUAUGACUCCAAAAUGUCAUAUCUUAUUGGACUUCAUGCCCUAUGCUCGUAGGUUCGGAACACUGGGUCGAAUGAGUGAACAAUCAAUUGAAUCGUUUCAUGCCCUCUUCAAUCGUCUUCAAGAUCGAUUCAAGACAGUGCGAAACGACGUGACUAGGUACACCCACUGUUUCCGAGUCCUAUUGUUUUUCAAUCAUGUUUUUAUGAAUUCCUAA
Caenorhabditis briggsae is the source of this 1377-nucleotide messenger RNA. The record is from RefSeq and is a predicted model, not a curated record. Bases 1 to 1377 code for a protein of 458 amino acids. The transcript has 5 exons. NCBI's taxonomy places the organism in Eukaryota, Metazoa, Nematoda, Chromadorea, Rhabditida, Rhabditidae.